Molecule: messenger RNA, 1276 nt
Organism: Phialemonium atrogriseum
Lineage: Eukaryota; Fungi; Ascomycota; Sordariomycetes; Cephalothecales; Cephalothecaceae
Exons: 2
Coding region: 177-899 (240 amino acids)
Source: RefSeq, a predicted model, not a curated record
GGGUGCCCAAUCUUACUAAGCGUUCAACCCCCGCGUUGCUUCGUUCGAUAUCUGCAAGACGACGUCUACUCUGCAACUCGCGUCUCAUCUAUUCGAUACGAGCGGUUAACAUCUCUGUCCGACGUGUGCCCAUAGUAGCAGUUUUCCUUGCUCUAUUUUGAAAGCCGUUGACCUCAAUGUCCCUCCUGUCGAGACUGCCCGUUCCCCCAGGACUCGCCGGCGAUGUGCAGCCUUCUCGAGAUCCAGUUCAUCAGCGUGUCUAUAAUGCCGCCGAAUUGCUCAGCAUUCGGCAUUUAUUCGCACCAAGUCUAUUCUUCAAUAACGACCCUGCUUAUAUGAGAACCGCAAGGGUCAUUGGCUCCUACGUCGCCGUAUUGCCUCCGGAAGAUGCCUCAUCAGAGCCGAAUCGCUGGAUGCUAGUGCUUAAGACCGGCCAACAAACGACAGUCAAAAUUGAAUCAAAGCAGGCGGAUCCAUUGGGUAAUACAGUAGUGUGCUGUUCUGACGGGCCUCAUGUGCUCGAGGCCGGAGAGUUGGAGAAUUGCGCAAGGAGCUGGGCUCUUGACGUGCGACCGGGGAGUACUGUGGGCGAAUGGCUAGAUCGGCUCGUGGAGACUGGAUCGACGAGAUACAGACUUGUCCGGGGGCUUGGAUUCCUUUGGUGGAUGGACUAUGUCCUACACGAGCUGAAUAGCUUCUUUCUUGGGCUGCAUCAAAUAACCGAUUUAAAGUCCUGGAUUAGAAUGGUUUGGAAUAAGGACGGGGCGGCCAUUUCUGAAAUGAUGCGGACACUUGAGAAAGGAGUAUGGCUGGAGAUGGAAAGCUACUUAGAAGGCGCCCCUUGGCGCUCGGCGUCGGUGGGACUCUGCGCUGGUCCCCGAACAAACCUGAAGGCGUGACUAGAGUGCGGCGAAGGCGGGUCGGAUGGCGUCAUUACAUUGCAAAACUAUUUGAUGCUUACUCCAGUUGGGAUACGUCGUCUUUGAUUGACGCAACUCAACGCUAUUUCGCAGGCGUUGGUGGUGUUGCAAAGGCACGCGGGUGGUUAUAUAAGCAAAUGAAAACGCAGAUUGGCAUAAUGUUUUGGGAUUUUUUUGUCGAGUGGUUUACUGCGCGCUGUUUGUUACAAAGAAAGCAGGACUCUUUUAAAAUACAACGGCAUCUCGUUUUAGGAUGAGGUUGAACUGCCCUCACCCAACAACCUAGCAAUCAACACGUACACGAAAAUCGCCAUGCCAGCCAGGACCAGCUUAUUCCGGAACAGCCAACCCCGGCC